UUAAUCUUUUAUUAACCAGGCAGAUAAUUUUAAAACCAUUUCUUUGUGAAUUACUAAUAUAUUUGAAUAAUUGUUAAUCAACAAUUGUAUAACGAGAUUUUUUGUUCCAUUAACAACACUGAUCUGUAGAUAUCAAAGUUGCUAUUGUCACGGUUUUUGGGGAGGUUCUCAGUGGUUACAAGUUGUUUUCUCUAGGGGAUUUACUUAAGUGUUUUGAUUUGUCCGAGUUAAAAAUUACACUUGCAAGAUGGAUAACGAAGGAGUUACUCCAGCAUAUAUGAAGCUGUCUCAAAUUAAGUUUGCUUUAAGCCUACCAGAAUAUAAGACUGACCUUGCCUUAAAAGAAGAACUUAUUAAUGGUAUUAAAGCUGGGAAUAUGGCACCUUAUUAUCGGGAGGUCUGCAAUGACCUUGGAUGGGUAAUGGACGAAACUUUAUGUGCACAUAUGGCAAAAAAUAAUGAAGUACGGUUGGCAGAACUAGAAAAAGAACAUGAAAAUUCAGUUAUUGAAGAUGAAGAGCAAGUUAGCGGUCUGUGGCAGGCAAAGUUGGACUAUUUGUGUAGCAUUGGGGACAAGGAAAAUGCUAGCGCAUUAGCUAACAGCAAGUUACAGGACAAAACAGUUCCUAAGACUCAUCGUAUCGAUGCCGUUUUUGCAUUAUUUAGGAUAUCGUAUUUCCACGGUUGCGAUAUCAAAGGAAUGUCUGCAGCAAUCGAAAAAGCAACCGAACUCAUCGAAGGGCAAGGGGAUUGGAGCUCUAGGAAUAAAUUGAAAGCAUAUGAAGGAGUGUGGAGUUUCGCCGUGAGGGAUUAUUUGCGUGCUGCAAAGCUAUUUGUUGAUGUUGUCCCCACAUUUGAAUCAUACGAGCUUGCUGACUUUGGGACAAUUAUUAAAUACACAGUACUUUCGUGUAUGAUAGCGUUGCCCAGGUGCGAGUUGAAGAAGAAGCUGAUGCACCAUGGCGUGAUGGCCCAGGCACUUCACUCUCAAUAUAGAAACUUGAAGGAGUAUUUCCAGUCACUUUACGAUGGCCACUAUGCAGAAUUCCUAGUCGCGCUAGCUCAGGUGGAAUCCGAUAUGAAACGUGAUCCUCUACUUCAUCCGCAUUAUCGCCACUAUGUGCAAGAAAUGAGACUUAGAGCUUAUAAGCAAAUCUUGCAAGCAUAUCGUUCACUCUCUUUAGAUUAUAUGGCGGAAGCGUUUGGUGUUUCCUGUGAAUUUAUUGAGCGUGAAGUAGCCAAAUUCGCUGCUUCAGGGCGUCUGCAAUGUAAAAUCGAUUCUGUGGCUCGUUCUGUAAUCACAAGCGUCCAUCUCAGUGACGAAGCUCUCCGUGUUAAAGAUUCAUCUGAUCUUGAUCUCGAUCGCUCUCUCCUGUAUAAGACCACUGUCAAGAGGGGGGACAUUCUGCUUAAUAGACUGAAAAAGUUGGCCAGGGUUAUGGAUUUUUAGAGGAGUUUUAUUUGAAAUUAUAUGUAAUAUAAGCUAUUGUAUUUUGUUUACUAAAUAAUAAAUCUUUUCGUUUGUAUAUUUUCAGUUCUUUGUAACUUACCUUUAACAAUAUACUUAUGAUUAACUGAAUUUUAAAUGCAGCCGAACUUUUCUGUAUCAAACAUGAUGGUUCUUUUAUAAGAAAUGUGCGGAAACAUUGCAAUUUUCAUUCUAGUCAUAUUAAAAAUUACUAAAUCAUGGUUUCUUUAAAUUCUUGCUACAAAUCUUGUUCUUACUUAAAAUAUUACAUCUUUCUUUUUCAUUCCACUUCUUACAUCUUUUAUUAAAAUCAAACAAACUUUCUUAUUUGCUUAAUUAUUUUGAUUUAGGAACCAUGUUCAGUACAAGGAAUACAUAUUUAAAAUUAAAGUUUAUCUUUAUUUUAAACAAUUUAUGAUGGUUUUUCUAAUGGUACAUUGCUGGUUUAUUGCAAAAAGUCACUAAGUACAUUUUUGAUGGAGCUAAACUUUUAAGUACUUUUUUUUAAAUAUUGCUAUUAAACCACAGUUAGUACACAAAUCCUUUUAUUUAUCAAAUACAGUUAAAAUUAGCAAACAAUUUUCUGAUUUUACAAAGGGAUUUAAUGUUACAAAAUAUCAAUUAAUGAGUUUGGUAUUAAUCGAUGAUAUUGUAAUGAAAUGAAAAUAUAUUUUAUUAUUCUGGGACUGUUGUCCCUUUAGAACAAAUUAUAAGUGCUAAAUUCAUGUUUAAGUUAUAAAUAGAGUAGAUGUUUACAAUAUGGUUAUUUAAAAGUAAAAAUACAGACGGAAAGAGAGAUAAGACAUAAAAAGCGUACAUAUACAUACAUAAUAAUCGUACAUAAAACGUACAUGAUGCAAACAGAAUAGUAGUCUUGUCACUAAGCCUGGCUGUAUAAAAAAAAAUAAAUAGGAGUCAUAUUUAGGAUUAAUAAUAAUUAAAAAUGCAAUGUUAUGAUAUACAUUUAUAUGAACUAUUUAUUUUCUUAAAUUACAUACAAAUAAAAAUAUCAUAAGAACACAUAGAAUUUUCACAUAUAAAGUACUUAUUGGUCUUUAAAUUUUUUUUCAUUUGCAAUACACAGCAUAGCAAAUGAUAGAGUAUUUAUUUAGUGCAAUAUUCACCAUGAGUACAUUUAUCUAAACGAAAGAUUAAAAGAUUUCUUAUUUUAGAUCUUUAUUUUUUAAAGAUCUAACAAAGAACUGCAAAUAUAAAGACAACUUCGUCAAACAUCAAGAGCGUAAAUAGUACUUCAAUAUGUGUGAAAAUAACAACAAAUGAUUUAAAUUUCUUUAAUGCUCAUUACGUUUACAUAUAUACAUUUCCAUAUAACAUUUUUAAACAUAGAUGAAACUUGUGCUGAAUGUAUAAAUUGUAUUUUUAACAUUCCAUAAUACUUUUCUGGUCCCAGGUCAUCGAGUGUUAUUUUACCUUGAAAAAAUUGCUAAAUUAUAACUCUCUCUCUCUCAUAGGACAAAGAUCACAUCCAUCUUCACCUCUGGUUCGAAGACUUGGGUGAUCUCUAAGGCCUCAGAAAGGAACCUACUCGCAUGGGAGAGAAGGGUUCUCCGCAGGAUCUACAGUCGGGUGUGUGAAGAUGGGCAGUGGAGAAUUCGCACCAAUAAAGAGCUGCACAAGAUCUAUGCAAGGCUGGAUUUGAUCUCAAUUGUAAAAGUAACCAAAUCACAUGGUUGGGCAUGUGGCAUGUAAGCCUAGGGAUAACAUUCCCAAACGCCUUUUGGAUGAUCGACCUGGUGGAAGACGUAGCAGAGGAAGACAUCCUGAAAAGAAUGGAAAUCCGGAGUUGAAGAAUGCUCGCCUGAGAUAGAAAAGACUGAAGAAGAAUAACAACAGAGACCAUGGUUCAUGUAGGACCAUAGCGCCAAAAUAUAAAUAAAAUGACCACCGGGUAGUGCUAUGGUUGCUCAUAUUUGCCGAUAGAUGGUUCUGCCAUUUUGACAUAUUUCAAAUAUGUUAUUCCACAGUACUUGAUUACUGUAAUCACAUUCGAAACACCGAUCUUAACUUCACUAUUAAAGCAAAAUGAUUAUGAGAGAGGCCUAGAAAAUCUUAUGAUUUUCCAUUUUAUUGUUUCAAUUAAAAGCAUAAAGUUAGUUAUCCACAGUUUUCUUUAUAUUUUAAGAUUUAAUUUUCUAGUUAUUAGAAAUUUUUAAGUAGAAUAUUCAUCACUGUUGAACAAAUCAACUUUCUUAGUAUUCAAGAUCUCUCAGAUGGAUUGUGUAUGUUGGAUGAUUAAGGGACUUUUCAUCAUAAGCAGGAAUAUUGUAAUCAACGAGCAAGUAUAUUUUGUUUUUGUUCAACAAGCACAGAAGAUCAAUAUACAAUUAAAAAGAAACACGAACUUUGUUAUGUAAUGAAAUUGUAAAAGACCUAAUUUGUAAAUUGAAAAGUAUUAGUUUUAUAAACUAAACAGAAUUAACAGUACAACACAUCCCAUAUCUGUAAUUCAUUAUUUUAUUUUUAUGUAUAUGAAUUUAACUUAUACUUGUAUUCUUUACUACAUAAGUUAAUGUAAAAAUUUAGUGUAAUAUAAGUGGUUAUUUUUAUUUCUCUUAAAUGUUGUUUGUGAUUUUGUAAAAUAUAUAAUAAAUAAACUUGUGUAAAAGUUUUAUAUAUUACAACCCAAAUUUACUACAAAAAAUAAAAAAUAAAUAAAAUUUGAACUUCAGAGUGUUUAUUUUUCUACCUUUCUCUUCUUUGAUUCAAAAAGAAAAAUAAUAGAAGUAAAUAACGAUAAACUAAGCGAUGAGGAUAUAAA
Molecule: messenger RNA, 4247 nt
Organism: Nezara viridula (southern green stink bug)
Lineage: Eukaryota; Metazoa; Arthropoda; Insecta; Hemiptera; Pentatomidae
Source: the annotation of a GenBank genome assembly